AAUCCCCUUGUCGAAUGCAUCUGGACACGAUGAGGAAUCUCUCGGCCCGCAUCGCCGUGUCCUAUCACAAAUGUUGGUGGUGAACAUCUCUGGACAUCAAGAGCCGCGCCUGCCAUGCCUGUUGCUAUUUUGCACCUACGGUCGCAACUGGACUUGAGCUAAAUGCUAAGUGGCAAAUUGAGCGAGUCUGGUGCCCGACGAACAGGACGAGACUCUGACUUUCUGCACGUGCACGUCACCGUGUUCACAGUUCACACUUUGCUUGUCCGCCCACUACUAUCAACAAUCUGGAUGCAGCCACCGCCCAGCCGAAGCGUACGUGAAUUGAGGGCACCGAAAAGACGUCGGCAUGUCGUCAACGUCAAGCCGCCUCCAAACACCGUCCUUCGACCCUGAUGCUUUAGAACUGGACCCCGCUCCAAUUUUCGUGGUCAGAACCGGUCACAGCGCAACAGCCCUCGAAUUUGUUUUUCGUAAUGAAGCCUUCCGGCGUGGAAAGCUUGAAGAACGUAUUGAGGGGCAGGACCGGUCAGCGUUGCUCUUCAGGUCCUGGGCGCUGGCUUUUGGAUCUUACAAGCCGUAUCAUGAGUUUGCAGAAAGGAGCUGGGUAGCGGAAGAGACUGGAAAUGACCGAAUGUGGAAAGUCAUAAGAGCUGGGGAGAUUCUUCCAAAGGAGGAGGCUAAGUUCAAUGUAACCAUGCCAGUGUCAGAAAAAGAGGCGGUUGUCAAAGCGGAUGUAGGCAACUGGGGCCGCGUAUAUCACCGCUCGAAAGAUGAAAUGUUGCAAGAGAUGAAAGUCAACAAGUCCAUCCUGGGCGAAACGCUACCCCGAAAUAAUCUGACUGCCCGGUGGGAAGGGCUUCAGACCAUGAUGGAAAUGUCGGAUGUCGGAGUGUUUGAGUACAACGCGGAGGGGAAACUCAUCCACGCCAACCAGGCAUGGUACCGACUUUCGUCGCAUCCGCGCAAUCUUCCUUCACAUGUCGAAUUCUCCUUUAUGGACCUCGUUUAUCCCGAGGAUCAGACCCUUGUAAUGUCAAUGUGGAACACAUUAGCCUCCGGGAGUCCAGUGACCUUCGAGAUGAGAUGGAAACCAUCUGCCGGUUCAAACAAUCUUCCGCAAUGGGUCCUCUCGGCGUGCGUUCCGAUUUUUGAUGAUGAAGGGAAUCUGAUCAGCAUUGCCGGAAAUACAAUCGACAUUAUGGCACAAAAGAAAUCUCAGGAGACCGCACAGGCACGUGUCGAGGCGCUCGAGCGAGCACGAGUUUCGGAGCAAAAGUUUGCAAGAUUUGCGCAGAUAUCACCUAUUGCCAUUUAUAUAUUUGUUCCAGGACAAGGCAUGAACAAUGUCAACGAGCAAUUUUUUGAACUUACCGGGCACUCCCGUCUGUCUCUCCAUGAGUUUGAGUGGCGUGGCCUCGUUGCAGACGACGACCUGGAGAGGGUGGAAGAGGACUGGUCUCGGAUGUUAGCAGGCGAGAAAUCCGACGGCGUGCAGUUUCGACUUAAAAAGACUUGGAUCAAUCAAGACGGAAUAGUUUCCAAUAUCUGGGUACAAAGCUCAAAUCAUCCGGAACUGGACAAGAACGGCAAAGUCAUCAGUAUCUUGGGGACACUGUUUGACAUAUCCCAAUUUAAAUGGGCCGAGACGGUACAGAAGCAAACGACAGCAGAGGCUCUAGAGGCAAAACGACAGCAGGAAAACUUUAUUGACAUGACUUCACAUGAACUCCGGAAUCCCUUAUCUGCGGUGGUACAAUGCGCCGACUCGGUCAUAGCAUCGCUACAAGGGCUUCCGCUACAUGAUGCAAAGACAUCAAUGUUGGACAUGGAUCUGGAGAAGAUACGGGAAGAGGUCGCAACAAGCAUCGAAUCGCUUCAAACAAUCGUUUCAUGCUCAUUACACCAAAAACGUGUCAUCGACGAUGUACUCACGCUGUCGAAGCUAGACUCGAGCCUUAUCCUGAUCACACCUGUCCGUGUGCAAUCUGCAGUGGUUGUGUCCGAAGCCCUGAAAAUGUUUGAUGUCGAGUGCAGUCAGAUGGAAAUUCAACUCGAAUUCCGACAGGAUGCGACGUUCGAGGGCUGCGAUUGGGUUGUGCUGGAUCCUUCGCGCCUGCUCCAAAUUUUGAUCAACCUCCUCACUAACGCAAUUAAAUUCACAAAAGAUCGACCAACUCGUAAGAUCACCGUAACUUUGGGAGCAUCUCCAACACGGCCGCCGAAAGUUUGGGACUCAGUAACAUUCGCAAAUACCGAACCGCAACCCAAAGAUUUGGUCAACGGCCCUGAAUGGGGUAACGGAGAGCUUACCUAUCUUUGGCUAAAGGUGCAAGAUACCGGGUGCGGCAUGACUUACGAGGAACAGAGCAAGCUGUUCUCAAGAUUCACUCAGGCGACUCCUCGUACGCACGUCAAAUACGGAGGCUCCGGACUAGGGCUGUUUAUUUCCAAGUCUCUUGCAACUCUUCAGGGCGGAGCAAUUGGUGUUUCUUCUGAUCCAGACAUUGGGUCGAUUUUUGCCUUUUAUGUCAGCACACGUAAAGCUACACCACCUGCUGGCAAAUCUUUACAGAUUCGUCAAGUCCUACAACGCACAGAAUCGACUGAGCAAGCAAUGAAAAGGGCAAAACUCAACAUAUUGAUAGUAGAGGACAAUCUCGUGAAUCAGAAAGUGCUCAAAAAGCAACUGGCCAAAUUUGGAUGGGACAUCAGCGUCGCAGGGGAUGGUCAACAAGCUCUCGACUGGCUCAAAGGAAGUGUGUACUGGCGAGGCACACCAAAGAACGCCCAUGAAAAGACAGCAGAACACGAAGAGAAAGACUAUUUUGCGACACCGAGCCUGCACGAUAUCGACAUCAUUCUGAUGGAUAUCGAGAUGCCUGUCAUGGAUGGACUUACUUGUGCUCAGAGGAUCCGCGACUACGAAGCGCAGGGCUUGCUUGUUGCCCCGCACUUGGGAUCAUCCAAACAGCUUACUUCUUCCGAGAGUACGAUUGCGGGACUCCACGAGCUCCACAUGUCGAACACAGCCUCACCAGUAAAGACUGACACAAGAUUGCCAAUUCUUGCUGUCAGCGCAAAUGCGCGCAUGGAACAAGUGGAGCAAGCUCUGGCUGCCGGGAUGGACGAUGCAAUCUCAAAGCCUUUCAGAAUACCGGAACUAUGGCCGAAAAUACUGACGCUAGUCGGACGAAUUGGUGAAGUAAAUCCAAAUGUGAAGUGAUCGGACCACGUUAUGGCGAAAGCAGCGGUCGUUGUAUUGAUAGAAUAUUCAUUUAUAGAGCCCAUAGAAGUCGCUGAGUACACACGAAUAAUGAUAUGAUGCAUAGUGCCUC
Molecule: messenger RNA, 3338 nt
Organism: Boeremia exigua
Lineage: Eukaryota; Fungi; Ascomycota; Dothideomycetes; Pleosporales; Didymellaceae
Exons: 6
Coding region: 350-3226 (958 amino acids)
Biological process (GO): phosphorylation; phosphorelay signal transduction system
Molecular function (GO): phosphorelay sensor kinase activity; protein binding
Source: RefSeq, a predicted model, not a curated record